Molecule: messenger RNA, 1821 nt
Organism: Oncorhynchus keta (chum salmon)
Lineage: Eukaryota; Metazoa; Chordata; Actinopteri; Salmoniformes; Salmonidae
Exons: 2
Coding region: 1-1821 (606 amino acids)
Source: RefSeq, a predicted model, not a curated record
AUGACUAAACCAAACCCCACCAGAGCUGCUUCAUCCAUCUAUUUGGCCAAUACAUCCCCACCCAGCCCCACCAGAGCUGCUUCUCCAUCUAUUUGGCCAAUACAUCCCCACCCAGCCCCACCAGAGCUGCUUCUCCAUCUAUUUGGCCGAUACGUCCUCACCCAGCCCCACCAGAGCUGCUUCUCCAUCUAUUUGGCCGAUACAUCCCCACCCAGCCCCACCAGAGCUGCUUCUCCAUCUAUUUGGCCAAUACAUCCCCACCCAGCCCCACCAGAGCUGCUUCUCCAUCUAUUUGGCCGAUACAUCCCCACCCAGCCCCACCAGAGCUGCUUUCUCCAUCUAUUUGGCCAAUACAUCCCCACCCAGCCCCACCAGAGCUGCUUCUCCAUCUAUUUGGCCGAUACGUCCCACCCAGCCCCACCAGAGCUGCUUCUCCAUCUAUUUGGCCGAUACAUCCCCACCCAGCCCCACCAGAGCUGCUUCUCCAUCUAUUUGGCCAAUACAUCCCCACCCAGCCCCACCAGAGCUGCUUCUCCAUCUAUUUGGCCGAUACUUCCCCACCCAGCCCCACCAGAGCUGCUUCUCCAUCUAUUUGGCCGAUACAUCCCCACCCAGCCCCACCAGAGCUGCUUCUCCAUCUAUUUUGUCCUCACCCAGCCCCACCAGAGCUGCUUCUCCAUCUAUUUGGCCGAUACAUCCCCACCCAGCCCCACCAGAGCUGCUUCUCCAUCUAUUUGGCCGAUACUUCCCCACCCAGCCCCACCAGAGCUGCUUCUCCAUCUAUUUGGCCGAUACAUCCCCACCCAGCCCCACCAGAGCUGCUUCUCCAUCUAUUUGGCCGAUAAAUCCCCACCCAGCCCCACCAGAGCUGCUUCUCCAUCUAUUUGGCCGAUACAUCCCCACCCAGCCCCACCAGAGCUGCUUCUCCAUCUAUUUGGCCGAUACAUCCCCACCCAGCCCCACCAGAGCUGCUUCUCCAUCUAUUUGGCCGAUACAUCCCCACCCAGCCCCACCAGAGCUGCUUCUCCAUCUAUUUGGCCGAUACAUCCCCACCCAGCCCCACCAGAGCUGCUUCUCCAUCUAUUUGGCCGAUACAUCCCCACCCAGCCCCACCAGAGCUGCUUCUCCAUCUAUUUGGCCGAUAAAUCCCCACCCAGCCCCACCAGAGCUGCUUCUCCAUCUAUUUGGCCGAUACAUCCCCACCCAGCCCCACCAGAGCUGCUUCUCCAUCUAUUUGGCCGAUACAUCCCCACCCAGCCCCACCAGAGCUGCUUCUCCAUCUAUUUGGCCCAUACAUCCCCACCCAGCCCCACCAGAGCUGCUUUCUCCAUCUAUUUGGCCAAUACAUCCCCACCCAGCCCCACCAGAGCUGCUUCUCCAUCUAUUUGGCCGAUACUUCCCCACCCAGCCCCACCAGAGCUGCUUCUCCAUCUAUUUGGCCGAUACAUCCCCACCCAGCCCCACCAGAGCUGCUUCUCCAUCUAUUUGGCCGAUACGUCCUCACCCAGCCCCACCAGAGCUGCUUCAUCCAUCUAUUUGGCCGAUACAUCCCCACCCAGCCCCACCAGAGCUGCUUCUCCAUCUAUUUGGCCGAUACUUCCCCACCCAGCCCCACCAGAGCUGCUUCUCCAUCUAUUUGGCCGAUACAUCCCCACCCAGCCCCACCAGAGCUGCUUCUCCAUCUAUUUGGCCGAUAAAUCCCCAACCAGCCCCACCAGAGCUGCUUCUCCAUCUAUUUGGCCGAUACAUCCCCACCCAGCCCCACCAGAGCUGCUUCCCCAUCUCUCUGUUAAUGCUCCUCCUGCUCUUCAUGUCUGUUAA